AUGUCCACUCAGCUGAUUGGAUUCUCCAUCGGGGGUAUCGGCCGUCGCUUUUUGGUUGAUCCACCUUCUAUGAAGUUCUCUGACGUCCAAAGAACUAUCAGACUUCCUACCGGCAUACCUCUUCCAGGCCUUGAGGGGAUAUUUACAGGGGAUGAGGGAUUGGAACUCCUGUCAUCUACAAUUUCCACGCGAGGAUCGUACGAUAACACUGGGAAAUCCUAUAACGUCACCCGCAUCAUCGACUCGAGAAAUAACCUAGACGUCGAGGCCUAUAAAGCUUACAGCCCCAUUUUCCUUUCAGCGACCUUCGCUACGUCUUACGGCCUUUCGUUCGCAGCGAUAACGGCGACUCUCACGCAUGCUUUCCUGUUCUACGGAAAGCAGAUAUGGACACAGGCACGGAGAUCUCUGCACGAGCAGCCCGACAUCCAUGCGCGCCUGAUGUCGCGCUACGAACAGGUGCCGGAGUGGUACUAUGCCGUCAUAUUCGUGAGCAUGUUUAUCUUCUCGAUUAUCUCUAUCGAGGCGCUGGAGACCGACCUUCCUGUGUGGGGAUUCAUCUUGGCUUUGUCGAUAUCGUUCAUGUAUGUCAUACCGUGCGGGAUGAUUCAAGCGGUUACGAACCAGCAAGUUGGGCUAAAUGUAAUUGCUGAGCUCGUGGUGGGAUAUGCUCUUCCUGGGCGCCCAGUUGCAAUGAUGCUUUUCAAAACGUGGGGAUACAUCACCAUGGCACAAGCUAGCGGUACAGUCGUGGAUGUUUUCCAAUAUCGAAGAUAUCUGCGACCCUCUUCAGAAAAGCGGUUUUGUGUGUCCAAAUACCGAAGUAUUCGGGACGGCGUCGAUUAUAUGGGGAGUCAUCGGUCCCGCUCGCCAGUUCUCAAAAGGUCAAAUCUACUAUCCCCUGGUGCCAACAACUUCGCAGAUGUGUUAUCCGCUGCCCUUGACGCCGGUGUGGCGAUUGGUGCGAUAUUGGUAUUCUUCUGUCUUCAAUAUCCCCUCAACGGAUCCAUUGGGAAUAACACCAUACAAAAAUGGUGGGGAAACACCGUGUUUUAUGGUACAGCCGAUUACCUUGGCACACCAUUGAAGGCCCUGAAAGAUGAUGGGAGUCGAUUUGGUCCGUCGUCUUGGUGA
Molecule: messenger RNA, 1134 nt
Organism: Psilocybe cubensis
Lineage: Eukaryota; Fungi; Basidiomycota; Agaricomycetes; Agaricales; Agrocybaceae
Exons: 16
Coding region: 1-1134 (377 amino acids)
Biological process (GO): transmembrane transport
Molecular function (GO): oligopeptide transmembrane transporter activity
Source: RefSeq, a predicted model, not a curated record